Messenger RNA from Aspergillus homomorphus CBS 101889, 2007 nucleotides. RefSeq lists its product as uncharacterized. NCBI's taxonomy places the organism in Eukaryota, Fungi, Ascomycota, Eurotiomycetes, Eurotiales, Aspergillaceae. The transcript has 4 exons. Bases 318 to 1691 code for a protein of 457 amino acids. The record is from RefSeq and is a predicted model, not a curated record. Gene Ontology annotation, molecular function: metal ion binding.
CUCUUUUAAGAGCUGCAUAUCGCUCAGCUCAGAACCCUCUCACAACAACUGAUCUGGUCCUGUCAUCUCUUCAACUUGAAUAGCUCAGUGGCGGUUUCUUCCUGCCAUAGUUGGCUAUCUGCCUCCCUCCUCCCAGUAAUGUCGGCGAUCUUCUCGCGUACCUGAAAGAGUCCAUACUUGACCGUCACCCCUUCCUACACAAACUGGGCCUUCUUCCUCAUAAAUUCGACCUGUGAGAGCUUCGCGCACUUCGAUCACUUUCUCAGACAUCUUUCAUUCGCGCAUUUAACGGCUAUACAAAGGCAAGGAAACGAAAAAUGGCCCAAACUGCUGCCGCUGGUGCCGUCUCAGACAAUGGUGCCGAUAACACAAAUGCGCCCGCGAUAAACACCGGAGACAACGCGUCCGGGCUUUUUCAAACGUUACAAGGCCACGUUGACAGUAUUCGGUCCCUCAUACAAUGCGGCGUUUGCAUCCGGCCGCUGUACGAACCCUAUACUUUGGCUUGCGGGCAUACGUUCUGUUAUAGUUGCCUAACGUCAUGGUUUGUCGGUGGGCGACACAAUAAAACAUGCCCAGACUGUCGAGCUCCAGUGAAGGCGCAGCCUGCACCUGCUUACCUGGUCAGAGCGGUCGUGCAUAUGUUCACCACCCAACCUGAGUUACUCGACAAGGGUGAGACCACAAACGAGCACCAGCGCCACCAACGUGAGGAAGCAGAACGAUUAGAGAAGGACAGACAGAAUACCCAUCCCAGGGAAGGGGGGCUGUUUCGAGGAACAUUCAAUAAAGCGAAAGCCAGUGCACCCAUCAUGGAUUACGACGAUGAUGUACUGCGUUGUCCUAACUGUGCAUGGGAGUUGGAGGAAGACGAGUGUUUACAGUGCGGUUAUCAACGUUAUGAAGAAGAUGAUCUCUCGGCAACAGGUACCUAUUAUAGCGACAUCGAAGGGACGGACGACAUGCUCAUUAUGGAUGACAUCGAGGACUUCGACGAUUAUGACGAUGAGGAUAAUUAUGGCUGGGAUGAGCUAUAUGGAACACUCCAAAAUCCUUUACCGGCAAAUCUGCGCGAUAUAAUCAACCGGCAUGACCCCCAUUAUCGGGCAUUGCAAGGAAUUCGACCUGGCGGAUGGCCUGCAGGCCCUUCCUCGGGAAUCGAUGACAGUGAAAUGGAUGAUGAAGACGAUGCGGAUAUGGAUUCAUUCAUUGAUGAUGAUGACCCAGAGCAUCAGCAUGGUGACUACUCCGAAUCUGAUCGGUCCACAGUCGUUGGGCAUCACGAGUAUUCAAUAACGCGAUCUGCGGCCCGUGAUAGCGCCUCACUCGACGAGAUGCUGGAUGGAAGCGAAGAUGGUAGUAGCGGAGAAGACGAGAAUUCGGAAGAUUUGGAUAACUCGGAAGACUCGGAAGAUGAUGAUGACGAGCCCAUCAGGCCUGCUGUCAAUGGUAGCCGGCGUAAUCGACUACCGACAUAUCGCGUGCCCUCGAGCUCUCCCGAAACAGAGCGGUCAACGAGGGCGUCUCGUCCGACUAAUGCAACCUCUAGAACGGCAUCUGGAGACACUCGCCGUACCCAACAUCCGCCCGCUAAUUCAGACGGGAACGUGAUAUACAUCACCUCCUCCUCUGACGAUGAAGGCCCCGUGAGACCUAUGAGGAGGAAUAGAAGAGAACGAGGAAAUUGCUAGCCCACCUCCGUGGGAAUCGAUACUAUGGCUAGAUGGCUUUAAUUCUGAGUGCUGGCCGCGAACCAAACGUUAACGACUUCUUCCAUGACUGUCACUGUCUACGCUAUACCCAGAGCCGUGAACGCGCCACACAAGGCGCUUUUCUUCCUUCAGGGGUACUUCCCAGUGGCGAAUGCUUCGAACUCCAAAUACCCCCAAAUUCUUUUUUGUAACGGCUGUCCUUAUCUUUUUUUCACCUUUGAUAGGCAUGAGAACUCGGCGAAAAUAGGAUGACCAUGGAUUUUAUUAGGGCAUGUAUUACCAAAAAAUCUUAGGC